This is a messenger RNA of Plectropomus leopardus (leopard coralgrouper), 331 nucleotides long. The record is from RefSeq and is a predicted model, not a curated record. NCBI's taxonomy places the organism in Eukaryota, Metazoa, Chordata, Actinopteri, Perciformes, Serranidae.
GUGAGUUUGCCCGCCAGCUUGAGGAGAAGGAAGCUCUUGUUUCCCAGCUGACCAGGGGCAAGCAGGCCUUCACUCAGCAGAUUGAGGAGCUUAAGAGGCACGUUGAGGAGGAACUGAAGGCCAAGAACGCCCUGGCCCAUGCUGUUCAGUCAGCGCGCCAUGACUGUGAUCUGCUCAGGGAGCAGUUUGAGGAGGAGCAAGAGGCCAAGGGUGAGCUGCAGCGAGGAAUGUCCAAGGCCAACAGCGAGGUGUCUCAGUGGAGAAGCAAAUAUGAGACUGAUGCUAUUCAGCGCACUGAGGAGCUGGAGGAGGCCAAGAAAAAACUUGCCCA